GUGUUGCCAUAGCAACUCAAACAGUAUCCAGUGAUGGCUGCCCAAAGCAUGUCAGAGCUCUAUAAAGCCGUGUGCGCUGAGAGAAAGAUAAAAGUGAAUCCGUACGUUUCGCAGUCAUUAAAGAAGACGCCGUUAACGGGGAAGUUCACCCUAAACCUUCCAGGAAAUGUCAGACAGGUUCAGAGACUCAGUGACGACGACGUCCUCGCUCUCUGUAAAUGUCUCCGACAUAACGAGUGUGUUACAGGUCUUGAUCUGAGGUACAACAACAUAACAAAUGAAGGACUUGAACACCUUGCUAAGCUCCUGCAAGAGGAGAAAUCAUCUCUGAGUUGUUUGGAUUUAAUGUUUAACGACAUCCAGGCCAAUGGAGCUCAAGUCCUCGCCAGCAGCCUGCAGGGUAACGGCACCCUGCUCUCUCUCAGGCUGUCAGGUAACAAGAUUGGGAGAGGAGGAGGUUUGGAAUUGGCCAGCAUGCUGCAGGAGAACUGCACGCUGCAGGAGCUGGAAGUGGCCGACUGCGACCUGGACAUCAGCAGUAUUAUAGCGCUCGUCAUCAUGCUGAAGAAAAACAAGGCUCUUUGCUCUGUCGAUAUCAGCCGCCCGCUGCUCUUCAGCCAUCAGGAGGAGUGGGCAGUGCACUGCUCUAAGAUGCUGGCAGUGAAUAGCAGCCUGAUGGAGCUCCACCUGGGGAGGAUGGGGAUGACCGACACUGGGAUAGAGCAGCUCGCUGAAGGCCUGGGGCGGAACCACAGCCUGCGCUACCUGGACCUGUGCAGCAACCGUGUGACCCGUGACGGUGCAUUUUAUCUCGCCAUGAUGCUGAAGCAGAACAGGGCCCUGGAGAUUUUAGAUCUGUCAUCCAAUCAGAUUGGAGAUGGUGGAGCUGGGUACCUGAGCAAAGCCAUCACCUGUCCGCGCUGCACCCUCAAAGAGCUGUCUGUGUGCAGAAACAACAUCACAUCAGAGGGUCUGCUGUUGUUGGCUCGGGCUGUGAAAUCCAGCUCGACUCUGACUCACAUCUACAUCUGGGGAAACCACCUGGAGGAGCCCGUAUGCCAGGCCUUCAAGGAGCUGAUAUCCAGCGGCCGGCUGCAUCCAGAACAGACAGAUGUAAGCCCCUAUGAGGUGGAUGGUCACGUGUACCUUGCUGAGGUCUUCCAGAGUUUGAGGAAACCAGUUUACAACAUCGACUGUAAUGGUACAGAUGUGCCUACAAAGACUGCUGCAAGCCCUGAUGCCACCGCACAUCAGGGACAACUAAAAGAUUAUUUAAACUGCAAAGAUUUAAGUUUGUGAAAGUCUUUUGUUUGUUCAUCACAAACACAAUUAAUGGCAAUCAUUUCUAAUAUUUUAAGACAUUGACUUCAACUAGACCUCCUGAAAUAAUUACAUAAACAGAGAUGCUCGUUGCAGAAGAGAAA
Molecule: messenger RNA, 1424 nt
Organism: Pelmatolapia mariae (spotted tilapia)
Lineage: Eukaryota; Metazoa; Chordata; Actinopteri; Cichliformes; Cichlidae
Gene: lrrc34
Product: leucine rich repeat containing 34
Exons: 10
Coding region: 34-1299 (421 amino acids)
Molecular function (GO): protein binding
Source: RefSeq, a predicted model, not a curated record